Messenger RNA from Chaetura pelagica (chimney swift), 951 nucleotides. RefSeq names its product ADP-ribosylation factor-like 1 (gene ARL1). The coding region runs from base 109 to 603 and encodes 164 amino acids. The record is from RefSeq and is a predicted model, not a curated record. The transcript is spliced from 6 exons. Gene Ontology annotation, biological process: intracellular protein transport; vesicle-mediated transport. NCBI's taxonomy places the organism in Eukaryota, Metazoa, Chordata, Aves, Apodiformes, Apodidae. Gene Ontology annotation, cellular component: cytoplasm; Golgi apparatus. Gene Ontology annotation, molecular function: GTPase activity; GTP binding.
GGGGCGGGCCCAGCCCCGGGGCACGGGCUCUGACAUGGAAACUCCUUUCUGCUCUUUGUAGGGGGCUUUUUCUCCACCAUCUUUUCCAGCUUGUUUGGAACUCGAGAGAUGAGGAUUCUCAUCCUGGGGCUGGACGGAGCAGGAAAAACAACCAUUCUCUACCGGUUACAAGUUGGAGAAGUUGUCACCACCAUUCCAACCAUUGGCUUCAAUGUUGAGACAGUGACAUACAAGAAUCUGAAAUUUCAAGUCUGGGACUUGGGAGGACAGACAAGCAUAAGGCCCUACUGGAGGUGUUACUAUUCCAACACAGAUGCAGUCAUUUAUGUAGUGGACAGCUGUGACCGAGACAGAAUUGGCACUUCAAAAUCAGAGCUUGUUGCUAUGUUAGAGGAAGAAGAGCUGAAGAAAGCCAUUUUGGUGGUGUUUGCAAACAAGCAGGACAUGGAACAGGCCAUGACUCCCACAGAAAUGGCAAACGCACUGGGCUUACCGGCUCUGAAGGACCGAAAAUGGCAGAUAUUCAAAACCUCUGCAACUAAAGGCACAGGGCUUGAUGAAGCAAUGGAAUGGUUGGUGGAGGCCUUGAAGAGCAGGCAGUGAUUCAGAGCUGAGCACUGCAAAGAAGUUUCAGCUAUGUCCAGCACCCCUCUUGCUGCAGUCAAGUAUUUCAGGCCACAAACCCUUGUAAAUAGAGCAGAUUUGCGUUUGCCUCCUGUAAUGUGGAAGCCUCUCUUGAGUUGUAAAACUGAACACCUGUGUACAUUAUGGUAGUCCAUUCCUUUCUUUCUGUUUAAAGGAUGUACUUAUGUUAAUUUGUAUGAAAGUCUUACUGGCUGGGAAAGUGUUUUUUUGUGUUUGCCCUCCCUCUACCCCCUUGGGUGCUUUUAAGUUUGAGUGGCUCCUAUAUUUGUGUAAUUAAAACACUAAUAAAAUCUGGAACUGUCAACU